This is a messenger RNA of Dermacentor silvarum, 2327 nucleotides long. It is a transcript of the gene GAA1, whose product is annotated as glycosylphosphatidylinositol anchor attachment 1 protein. Gene Ontology annotation, cellular component: GPI-anchor transamidase complex; membrane. NCBI's taxonomy places the organism in Eukaryota, Metazoa, Arthropoda, Arachnida, Ixodida, Ixodidae. The record is from RefSeq and is a predicted model, not a curated record. Gene Ontology annotation, biological process: attachment of GPI anchor to protein. The coding region runs from base 301 to 2142 and encodes 613 amino acids. The transcript is spliced from 11 exons.
UCGCAAGUGACGAUGUUGUGAGCGCGCACGAACUCUUUACCGCGGCGUUUGUCAGUUUAACAAGUUUGGGAAAACAUAUUUAUUUCACGUCAGUUUUGACAGAGAAUCAUGUGCGCUGCGCAUUAAAGUGCGUGGUCGCUGUAGAGCUGUGAAAGUGUAGCCGUGCAGCGCGUCGGCGUGCCGGUGUCGACUGAUGGUGUAUUAGGAGGCUGGGCCCGCUGGGCGGUGUUUUCAGCGCACCAGUGCAGUAGUGACCCAAGAUUGUGGCAUAGAAAGUAGUGGCGCCGGCAAGGGGUGAACAUGGGUGUGCUCAUGAACACUUCUCAAAACAACAAAGUAGUUUUGGUGGUUCAGAAGAAUUGCAAUCGACUGUGCGCAUUGGCAUAUGUAGCCGGGCUGAUCGCUUUUGCCGUUCUAGCCUGGAAUGAGUGCAACAACAAGACCUAUUUCUCGGAAAACGCCCUCCUACCUGGCCUUGUGAACAGGAGGUUCAACCUUGGCACAUUCGCAAAGGACACAUUGGAAAGCCUGAAAGAAGAGGCUAGAAGUCACGCAAGCUUGCCUUUGCCAUGGCUGCUUGGUCAGUUUCGUCAGCUGGGGCUUGAUGUGUACAGACACAAUUUCAGCCUUCACUACCCGUUGGGAUCGAAACCCACACAUGGUGGAGAAAAUGUGUAUGCUAUCCUGCGGGCUCCUCGGGGUGCUGGCACAGAGGCAGUUGUGUUAUCAUCACCAUACCGCAUGGAGGACAGCCUUCAUGGAUCCACACUUCCCGGAAUCGCACUCAUGGUUGCACUUGCCAAGUAUUUCAGAGCUCAGGGGUCAUGGGCCAAAGAUGUAAUAUUUCUCAUCACUGAACAUGAGUUAGUUGGAUUUCAAGCGUGGUUGGAUGCUUACCAUGACAUCUAUACUGCGCCUGGAGUUAUUGAUCCUGGAAUGCUAAAGGCUAGAAGUGGCCCCAUUCAAGCUGCCAUCAACUUGGAGCUCCAUAGUAGUCGCAUUAGGCGGCUUGACUUGAAGCUGGUUGGAUUGAACGGCCAACUACCAAACCUCGAUUUGUUCAACUUGGUAAUAGAGCUGUGUCUUCGAGAGUCUGUGCACACAACAUUCCAUGAUCAAGUUUCUCCCUAUGACUUACAACCUUUUGAAGGCUGGAUGCAGUCAUUUAAGACCAUGACAGCCAUGAUGGCUGCUCAAGCAUCUGGUCAGCCAAAUGGGGGCCAUGGACUCUUUCAUCGUUAUGCCAUCCAAGCUCUGACUUUGGAAGGUCAUGCAGAUGGAGCAGCCUCUGUUAGUGUUGGAUUAGAAGAGGUCGGCAGAGUGCUUGAAGGUGUGUUUUCUAGCUUGAACAACUUGCUAGAACGAUUUCACCAGUCAUUCUUCUUCUACUUGCUGCCAUCUACAAGAAGAUAUGUUUCUAUUGGAUUGUAUAGCCCUGCAUUUGCUUUGAUUGGCCUUCCAGCUUUAUUAAAGGCAGGAGUACUGUUCUUGUCUUUGAGUGGCGAUCCGAAAAGUGCUGGCAGGGCCAGUUAUCAAAAGACUGCAUCACCCUGGUCAGCUUUGCCAUGCAUGACGGUGUCACACACUGUUGGUUUCUUGCUGAUGAUGGCGCCUCUGUACUUUGAUCAGUUGGGACACCGCUUUCAGCUGUCGAGCCAGGAGUCCUUGUACUUUGGAUAUGUGGCUGUGCUGGCCCUAUCACUUUUUCUGCCGCUGUUUAUAGGCCCAAGGAAUGACAUGGAAAGGGCUGCCCAUAAAUGUGCCAUGCUGCUUGCAUUUUCUACGGUGCUGUUCUCUUUGGCCUUGGUGAACAUAUCAUUGGCCACUGCUGUCACUAUCGUUGCUAUACCAGUGUUGGUUACAGCAGGUAGCACGAAAAACAGGGGUAUUGUCGUCUUUCACAGAUUCCUGCAGCUUUUAAUUCAUCCAUUUGUGUUUAGUUUCUUAAUUAUCUUUAUGCAAGCUAUGAGUCUUGAUGGAUGGGAGCCUCGGUUCAUUCAAAGCAACCUAUCUUACUCAUUUUUGGGCCACAAGAAAAUUGUGUUGUUUUCUGUGGAAGACUGGCUUCUCUAUGGCAACUGGACAUUUGUCAUAACUUGCUUAGGCCUUAUACCAGUAUGGCUGCAGAUGUGGAUGGCAUGAUUGAUCCCUCCAGUGUGUUGAACUUUGUUGUCUUUCUGUCUAAAAACAUUUUGUGCACAUAUGACACACAUAGGACUCUAGGAAUCAUUUGUGGCCAUUAUUGAUGGAGGAUAGGUGACAUGGGUCUGUCCAAGUACCCCCUUCAAGAUGAUAUAAUGGAUCAUUUAAUAAAUUAUCAUUUUUGA